This is a messenger RNA of Cantharellus anzutake, 465 nucleotides long. RefSeq lists its product as uncharacterized. NCBI's taxonomy places the organism in Eukaryota, Fungi, Basidiomycota, Agaricomycetes, Cantharellales, Hydnaceae. The transcript has 7 exons. Bases 1 to 465 code for a protein of 154 amino acids. The record is from RefSeq and is a predicted model, not a curated record.
AUGGAUAACGCACCAUUUCCUGACACUCCCGAGGACACCGAGUCCCGACAGGGACGACGAAAUGCCACAGUCCAUCUUUUAGACGAAGAUGGCAUUCCGAAGCGUGCUCAUGUACAUAUUCUCAAAGAUAUUCUCGGCCUGGAUAAAGCAUACAUAACGGAUGAGGGGCUGGAUCGCUUUGCGAAAGAUACCAAUGGGCUGCCGUUACCUAUUGAAGCAAAAGAAGAGCUGCGCGAUUCCCUCGAUGUCACUCAAGAUGGCCAUUUGACCUUCCAGGGAUUCCUUCAGCUAUAUCAUCUACAGACUGAAAGCGAUGAGGAAGAAACCUGGCACGAUCUGACUGCUCAUGGUUUUGACAGAGAUCUGAAUCUGGUUUCUUCACGCUCACAUGCUGUCGACGAAGAAAAAGUGCGAGUACCAAUGGACAGGCUGAGAGGGCUGGGUAUGGGAGGCGAGGAGCUUUAA